This is a messenger RNA of Microbotryum saponariae, 695 nucleotides long. The record is from the annotation of a GenBank genome assembly. NCBI's taxonomy places the organism in Eukaryota, Fungi, Basidiomycota, Microbotryomycetes, Microbotryales, Microbotryaceae.
AUGGUCGCAGGCGAGGGAAAAGAAACGCCCGAAAUGGUCGCGGCUCGAUCAAAGUACCCACCGGGGACGGUCCUCAACCCGGAUGGAACACCCUGCAAGGUAACGUCAACCGUCGGCCAGGGCUUCUUCGUCAUCGACCGCCAACACCACUCUCGACCAGUAGCGCUUCGAGAGCUAACGACUUCCACCUGGCGCAGAUUUGUACUUCAUCGGCUGCAUGGUCCGCAUUUGCGGGCAAGACCAAGAAGAAGAUACCCAAGACGGGAACUGCAGCUGCAGCAGGAGCAGGCGCAGCUGCCACCACUUUGGCCUCCGUAGACACGACCGGGUCGACCGCCUCCCCGACCGAUUGUCCCCCAGACGUCGAACAACUCGGUCGUCACACCUGGACUUUCCUCCACACCACGGCUUCUUACUUUCCCCCAGCUCCCUCGGCGCACCAACGUACCUCGAUGCUGUCACUCCUCAAUGCCCUCCCGACUUUGUACCCCUGUGGGAUGUGCGCCGACGAACUGGGCAAAUAUAUCCAACAACACCCCCCUGAACAAGCGGUAAACGGAGGGAGGACUUCAUUGGAACUGUGGCUUUGUCAGGUACACAACGAGGUCAAUCAACGACUGGGGAAGACACCUUUCGAUUGCGAUAAUGUCGGCCAGAGGUGGAGGGAUGGGUGGACGGAUGGGAGGUGUGAUUAG